Messenger RNA from Pseudogymnoascus destructans, 2580 nucleotides. RefSeq names its product transcriptional activator (gene RGT1). Gene Ontology annotation, cellular component: nucleus. The transcript has 4 exons. Gene Ontology annotation, molecular function: zinc ion binding; DNA-binding transcription factor activity, RNA polymerase II-specific; DNA binding. Gene Ontology annotation, biological process: DNA-templated transcription. The coding region runs from base 349 to 2580 and encodes 743 amino acids. The record is from RefSeq and is a predicted model, not a curated record. Lineage: Eukaryota; Fungi; Ascomycota; Leotiomycetes; Thelebolales; Thelebolaceae.
CCCACCCACAUCCAAAAACCCGCCACCCACUCACAAUAUUACUACAACUCUACCCGAACUUUCUCUCCACCACCCACCACCGCACGGAAGAACCUCUUCCCACGACAUCCAGCGGAACGGAAGCUUUCAACUCCGAACCAUCCAUCACAACUGAUCCGAGUUGCAUCAAGCUCCAUCUCAAUCAAACCGACCUAUAUUUUCCUGCCCGCUGGCCUCAUCUCAUUCCGACUGCCACGCGACUCGCAAUCGACAGUGCGACAACUAUAGUUGUCCAGGUCCCGCCCGCCGCCGUUUGCCACCACUAAGCCGACGGAUAAACACGGCCAGUGAUACUCAUAAACGAUCAGCAUGAACCAACAGGACGCGCAAAUGAUGCAGAACUACCCGGAUCCAACAGCUGUCGCGGCCGAAGGCAACGGCCCAUUUUACGCAUCUGGGAACGCUAGCCAGCAACAACCACAGCACCAGCAGCCACAACCACAACAACAACAACAACAACAACAACAGCAGCAGCAGACACAGCGCUUGUCAAAUCCCGAUGACCUGCAGCUGGCUGCUCAACUCUCCCGUGGGCUUGAGCCUAUGAUGGGAGGAGGUGGCGGGAAUGACGCGGCUCAUUCUCCUCAAAGCAAUCCCAACCACGGCUUCUCACAUGAGCAACAGAUGAUGGCCGAGAUGAGCCAUGCAGCGAACAUGGACCAUAGCCAGUACCAGAUGGGGGAUGGGCCGACACCGCGGAAGCGCUCGAAGGUUUCGAGGGCUUGCGAUGAGUGUAGGCGAAAGAAAAUCCGCUGCGACGCGACAACGGAAUCCGGCGAGGAACAGUGCACAAGCUGCAAGCGCGUCGGGACACAAUGUCAAUUCAGUCGCGUUCCUAUGAAGCGCGGGCCAAGCAAAGGCUACAUCAAGGAACUUGCAGAUCGAUUGAACCACUUGGAAGGCGCCAUGCAGAACCAAUCCGGUGAAGCCUUGCAUUACCCCCCUCAUGCAGAAGGUGGGGGAUCCCGACGAGCCUCGCACGAUUACUCUCCACCGCCACCACACUUGGAGGGACAGCCACGAAAGCGCGCAUAUUCGUCUAUAUCGCAAGAUUUCGCCUCUAGCUACCAGUCACAAAGACAAUCCGGACAAUGGCAAGCACUUGAAACACCACGACACCACGGUGCGCCAGCCGCAACCUAUGGACAGGCAAACGCCGCAACGGAGUCUUCAUAUCGGGCCCCUCUGUACUCGCCAAACGGUUUGGCUCCUCAGCCACAAUGGAGAAAUGCGCCUCCGGAGGCAGGCCGAGGCUCGUUUGACGGCCUACCAGGUGCAGAAGGUGCACAUGCAGAUCAUAAGCUAGAAUGGGAUGAGUAUAUUUCCGAGGAGUACUACAAGGCCAUUCAGCCAACAUUCCCACUUCUGCCCGGGCCCCAGGGCAAUGUUGCUGCUAGACUAGCGAAUGCCCCACCGCUCCUGAAGGACGCAUUCCUAGAGGCUCUGCACGUUGCUGUCCGACCUCCCGCAGACAGCGCGUCGGCGAGAAGAGCUGCAAGUUUGGUCUCUGCCUGCCAAUUCGAUAGCACAGCAACCAAGACGCUUUCGGACAGCCUCCUUUUGCUCUCGGCUCAGAUUUUCAUGGCCAUCGAAGCCGGCAGCCAUGGGCCAUCUAGUGCGCGUAGUGCUGGGUCCCAGGCCGUGUGGCUUGGAGCAGCAGUCGGUCACGCGUUCUCGUUGAAGCUGCACACUUCUAACGCAGCAGAGGGCGAAGACGAAGACUCAACUGAUAAACUAUCCCGGCGCAUCUGGUGGAGUCUUCUCAUCCUCGACCGCUUCCAUGCGUCAGGGACAUCAAGCCCGCUCCUGAUCCCCGACACCAGUGCCGUCCUCCGCCUCGACGAUAUCAGUGUUUUAGGCGAACAGCUAUACCACCUAGCUCGGCUCUCAUCCAUCCUCGGCCACGUCGCCACGGUCCUCACCUCGCCCCCCUCCCUCCUCGCCUUCCCAUCCUCCGCCACCCCACUCCUCUCCACUCUCCUCACCGGCGAACUCGAGCGCUUCCGUGAAUCCCUUCCCGCCGCCCUAACCACCACAUCAGCCCCCCUCAUGCACCUCACCUACUGGCACAUUCAACUCCUCACCCUGCGCGCCACGCCCGGCACCCCACCCGGCACCCUCCUCCACCCCGCCGUUCAUAUCACGUCUCUCCUCGCCGCCGCACCUCCCUCGCCUUUACACAUCCACUUUACCACCCUCGCCUCAGCCACCCUUCUAGAGCUGCUCGAUAACGAAGGCACCCGCGAAGAAGCAGACCGCACUCUGCGCUCGCUCUUCGAAGGCCCGCCCCGCACAUCUGCGCCCUGGGACAAGGCCCUGCGCGACCUAGUGGCCCGACACACGAGGGCAGCGAGCCCAGUAGCGCCGAGCGCCGCGGCCCUGACGGCUAGCCAGGGGCUGCAGCACCUUGCUGAUUUAGCGACGGCGGCAGAGGCGGUGGAGCCAAAGGAGGGCGGCGCGGCUGUCGCGGCGGUGAGCUGGGAUCCGGCUACUAUGACUAGGGGCGGGUUCUUGGGGGUUUGGGGAGGGGAGACGAGGUAG